Messenger RNA from Zea mays, 3777 nucleotides. RefSeq lists its product as uncharacterized. Lineage: Eukaryota; Viridiplantae; Streptophyta; Magnoliopsida; Poales; Poaceae. The record is from RefSeq and is marked validated. Gene Ontology annotation, molecular function: ubiquitin protein ligase activity. The transcript is spliced from 5 exons. The coding region runs from base 1701 to 3401 and encodes 566 amino acids.
AUCCAACCAGGGAAGGAAGGAAUCCAAGCCACCCCAGUCCGCUGCUUCCAUUCCAUCUCCCUUCUCUCGCCUUCUGCGGCACUGCAGUGCUCUGCUGCCUCGGCGUCUCCACCUCCUCCCGGCGACGGCAGGGCAUCCGAUACGACGCCGCGCUUCCUUCCGAAUCCCAAGCCGCACCCCGCACCCUCCCGGUCGCCAUUCCCGAUGCUGGUGUUCUCGAGCGACGACGACUGCUGCGGCUCCUCGUACUAGGGGGGCAGGAUCGAUCGGCAGGUGACGUUUCGUUCGUUCUGCUGUUCGGUUCGAACGGGAGAGUUUGCUUGGGGGUUGGUGCAUCGGUUUCAGAACGACCAGUUCAUUAGUUUUGGGGAUUGGGGCUAUUUCUUGUUUUUUUUAAGGCAGGAGAGUUGCUUUUCAUUCUACGUAUUCGAGAGAUGAAAAAAAAGUGUUUUUUGGGCUAGUUUUGUUCCAAUGAUUUGGUAGCAAUUACCAUGGCAGUUGCACGAAAGGGAUUCAUGUACUGGGUCUGAACGGUUUCAUGGCGAUGCAGUUUCCAUCACCAAAUUCACCGUGAGAUGUCUGGUACUCGUUGUGACUAACUCAGUAGGCAGUCUGUCAGUUAAGCCAGGUAAACUAGUUACUAGUACUUGACAUUGCCACUGUAUUUUUUGUAAUUACUAGUACCAUUUGAUGAGAAGUGGUACUGAGUUUUAUGUGGGUAGACGAACGAUGUCAUCGCACUCCCUUCUCAGUGUCAACGAUCAUGGGUGGCAUGACCUGUGGGCUGUGGAGGGCGGUCCCGGUCCCCUUCGUUUGGCUUAUCUGGAAAAUGCUGGUUGCGCGUCAAGGCCAUCUUGAACCUUGGAAAAACGCUGCUGUGUCUAUCUUUCCUGCCUUCCUGGUUCCGUCCGUGCUGUGCUGACAUGCGUGUCGAAUUCUCGCUCAUUUGGUUACCGGUAGUGGGGUCAUGUCGGAUAUUGAUGUGGAAGGGGGAGUUGGUAGUGGCACCCCCUCCGCCUCGGACCUGGCUUCUUCUGAUACCGGCUCUGGAGCUGGGUAAUAGAGCGCAGACUUUGGGUCUGGAAAGCGAUUGUGGUUAUCGUUACGACAAGUAUGCUAGGUCAAAACUGUUUUUGUAUGUAGUUGGUUCACAGAUGCCAAGGGCCGAUUUAUUUGUUUGUUUGUUGCUCAUGUUGAUGUUCUGAGCAUACCAUUUUUCAGAUGUUUAUAUUUCAUAUCUGAUAAAGUUUAUAAGUUUAUUGUCGUCAUUAAGAUGGGUUAAGAAGGAUGCCUGCUGUGUUUUAGGAUGAGGCUCCAUUUGGAAGUCAAUAGUGCAACACUGCUCAUUCCAAUGAUAUACCCCCACUACAAACAGACACUUGGUCAUAAUUGGCUUUCGCACAUUCAUAUUCAAUGUCUCAAACUUGUUAUUACGAUUCUGCGGAUGGUCUGACAAAACCCUGGGCAUAGUGUGAUUAUUGACACUAAUAUUAGUUCCAAAGCAUUUCAUUGAGUAAAAAGAAAUAAUCAUUCUCAAUAUGUCCAGGUGCAUAUUUCUGAAUUUUCUUGCUCACUAGUUGUCUGUAUCCAUCCUCUAGGUUUUAUUGUUUACUGACCUUUACCAGAUUGUCCCACAGACUCGCAGAACUAUAGGAUAUCACAGAACAGUUCUUGAGGUACUUAUUGCAGCCUAAUAGUACAUGGAGCGAUAUUCAGAUAUGAGACCAAAGGCAGAAGUUUCAUAUCUCGGAAGGGGUUCCAGAUUCUCUUCUAGAAAUCAAAGUUCAGAAGAGAGGACUAACCAUAGCAGCGAUAAACCGGGAAGCAGCACAAGAUUCAAUCCUACGAAAGCGAGAAUUGGCGGUAAUCAAGGGAGGCCAAGAUAUGUAUGCGAUUCAUUUAAAUCUCCAAGCUCAAAGGUGUCGCCUGCAGGCUCUUCCAAAUUUCCACUUAGCAAGUUUGAGGAGAGGCGAAGACAGCCUUUUGUGCCAGGGUUUGACAUUGCUGAAAGUAGUAGAAGAAAGGCUGAUGCCAAGCAGCUACAGGGUAGUAAGAAAAUUGCUGCAGAGAACGACAGUUCAGACAAUCUGCGAGGUGAAUCAGAAGGUUUUACUACUGAACAAGUAGUAAAACCAGAAGGCUCUCAUGUUGUCGGUCAUUCAGGUGUUUCUGCGUAUACAGUCGGGUCCCUGGUCCAAACUGCUUCACUAGGUUCUAGGACACACAGACAGAAACACAAAGAAGUGAAUUUGGGUACUCCAGGAGCAUCGUCUUCAACUCUGACUAACAGGUCUACUAUACCUGGAAAUUCUACCAUGGGUGUGAGGCCAGCUUAUGGUCAUGUUAAUGGAGGGCAGAUACAUGGUCUUAAAAACCUUGGUUGUUCUUCGGUACCUGAUGCUCAGCCAUCAGGUUGCCCAUCUGAGUCUGUUAUUAGUAGGAGGAGGUUUGAGUUCAUGAGAAAGAGGGCCUUUGACCAGGAAAGCUCUUCCAGAUCAGUGAACUUAAGCUUAGGUCAUUCAACUCCUACAGAUAUUCGCAGAAUCAGAAUGAAUGAACAAUCACUUUGUCAACAAAUACCACGAAGCAGCAGCAGAAGCCAUCAGGAAUCGGCAGGUUCAGUUAGGACAAGACGACCUUCUCCUCAUGCCACUAGGAUGAGUGUUCCUGAUGGAAGAGCAGAUGGCGUGCUUUCUCUGCACGAGUCAUCCACAAAGGAUGUACAGCCAGCUCAGGAACAUCUUUCAUUGGAAGAAGUCUCCACUGAGAGUUCAAUAAGGCCAUUCUUUGUGGAAUUUGAUAAUAACAUUUUCUCGUCUAGUCAUCUUCGUCGCUCGAGUACUCGAGCUGAAAGGGGAAGACCAAGCUCCCUUUUUGAAGAAAGUCCUCGACAAAUGUUCCAUAGUCUCAUGGGGGAGAGGGACAGACAUAGACACAUAACCAUGGAAGGAAUUACAGAGGUUUUGGCUGCAUUGGAGAGGAUUGAACAGCAAGCAGAGCUGACCUAUGAUCAAUUGCUAAUGCUGGAGGCUAAUCUAUUUUUUGGCGCCUUUGCCUCCUAUGAUCGGCAUAGAGACAUGCGGAUGGAUAUUGAUGAUAUGUCCUAUGAGGAAUUAUUGGCCCUGGAGGAGAGAAUAGGCUCUGUGAGCACAGCUCUUUCAGAGGAGCAGUUCACAAAAUGCCUCAAAAGAAGCAUAUAUAGUCAGGUCGCUCUAGAAGUGAACAAAUCAACCGUUGAUGACAUGAAAUGCAUCAUCUGUCAGGAAGAGUACGCGGAGGGCGAAGAGGUUGGGAGGCUGCCAUGCGAGCACCGGUACCAUGUGUGCUGCAUAGGCCAGUGGCUUGGGCAGAAGAACUGGUGUCCAGUAUGCAAAGCGUCUGCCGUGCCUUCCAAGGGCUGAAGCAUUGGGGAUGCUGGAAACCCCGUUCCGGAUUACAAACCAUCCUUGCUUUUGUCUACGUACAUUGUUCUUUUCCCUAUAUGCAUUAGAUAUAGAUCAUGUCUAGAUGUAUGACGCUAGAACAGCUUGCGAUUUGGGAGGAAGCUAAGAGAGUAAUAGUUAGCUGGUUAAUAAUAGUUCAUAGCUAAUAUUUGCUAGAUAACUAUUACUUGGCUACCUAUUAGCUGUGCCUUUCACAUUGUGGUACAGGACAAAUGCUUGUCAGAUCGUGAACAACCUUAUAACUUGAUGAAUGGCCUAAGUCAAAGAGGAAUAUGUUGUGCCAAUCUCAACCCUAUGCUCUCUUCGUGUAGUCUGGGUGUGUUUGGUUGCGGGA